UGGUAAAGGCAUCUCUUCCAUCGAUAUCUGUUUAUCAUCGCCCGUGUGAGCUCAGCUCUUUGAACGAAGCAGCUGCGUAGACAGCGUUACGGCGACGCGUCGUGUUUUCACCGCUCUACGGAAAAGGAACGCGCUGCGCGUUUGAGUCCGUUCUCCGACAAAAGAGGCCGCAACAGGGUGCGCGCCGCCGAGAAAAAGAUGGCCACCAUGUCGCAAACGAAAGUGCACACCUCCGAAGGAUCGGAGACCGAGGCUCCCAGCGGCGCCCGCGUCGUGCUGAAGCUGAGAAAGCCGGCUUCCAGGAACCGGCCCCACGUCGCCUGGACCGAGGGCACCGUCGACAACGAGCACAUGAACCGUCGCAAGUCGAAGUGUUGUUGCGUGUACGUCAAGCCGCACAAGUUCAACGAGAGCUCGAGCGAGAGCGAGGACGAAGAAUGCGAGAACUGCCGCGGCCACGUCGAGCGCAGGCGGAGGAACAAGGAGCCGGCGGCGCCCGCUGGCACCGUUACGACGGCUUCCGCGGAGUCGACGGCCGAAGAGGUGGCGGGCGCUCCGCCGGCCUCCAGACGCCACGUCGCCUGGGCCGCCGACACGGUCGACAACGAGAACAUGAACAAGCGCAAGUCCAAGUGCUGCUGCAUCUUUGAGAAGAGGCACGAGUUCGGCGAGAGCUCGUCGGACAGCGAGGCGGACGACUGCCCCAACUGCCGCGGCCACAAGGAGGUCAGAUCCAAGAAGAACGCGAACGACGCCGCCGAGCCUCUGCUGGCGAGCCAGUUCAUGGUUCACGGCGACGCCUCUUAAAGUGCCGUCGUUUCGUACACAAACUCGCAGUGGUGCCCGUUUCAGCCCAGUUCCUUUGCUGGAGUCGAAGGAGAGAGACGUUCAUCCCAAAGACACCCGCUUGCCCGAUGCAUCCUUAUGGCGACCGGCAGUGAAAAAAAAAAAAAUUAAAUUAGGUGGCCGCGUGUACGUGCCAUAACUCUGUCGUCUGAGAAGUCAGAGGUACCCAUAAUUGACAUAUAGCUGAGAAAUGACAGGGCUCACGAGUAGACAGGGCUCACGAGUUUAUUCAUGGUACUGCGCCUCUGACCCAGGAAACUCAUGGCAAAGAGUUGUUUCUGAAUUCAUUUUCUUACUAGCCUAGUGGUGCAGAGGGUAGAAAAGGUCAUUAAGUGGCUGUGCACAAAAGCCUGCUUCAAGUUUAUAGAUGCAUUUUAAGCUUACUUGCUUUGUUAGGCAAUUUACCACCUCUUAGCCAAGUGCUGGGCAAUAUGCAUUCUUCAUUUCGUAAACAUUUCAUUGUUUUGCAUUGUUGGGCUGUUGAUGAUGUUGCAGUGCAUAUUAGCCCUAAGUCUGUGAUAAUUGUGUUGCACAGUCUGUGAGCAAUUAUUUGUUGAGCUGUGGUGCUUAUUAUCAAUCAGACAUAAUUGCACCUGAAGUGGGAAAGAUGAAAAAUGCUGGAGUGCCUGCUUCCCAUGAGCAAGACAGCUGCAAUUGUGUUGAAAGACAUCACUGCAAGAAAAAAAAAAAAAAUGAUCGUGGCUGCCAUAAACUGUCUGUACAAAUGUUGUUGCCAAUAAAGGACGGACUGAA
This is a messenger RNA of Dermacentor silvarum, 1599 nucleotides long. Its product is annotated as E3 ubiquitin-protein ligase PPP1R11. The coding region runs from base 199 to 807 and encodes 202 amino acids. Lineage: Eukaryota; Metazoa; Arthropoda; Arachnida; Ixodida; Ixodidae. The record is from RefSeq and is a predicted model, not a curated record. Gene Ontology annotation, cellular component: nucleus. Gene Ontology annotation, molecular function: protein phosphatase 1 binding; protein serine/threonine phosphatase inhibitor activity. The transcript has a single exon.